This is a messenger RNA of Athalia rosae (coleseed sawfly), 2839 nucleotides long. Its product is annotated as ras-related protein Rap-2a. NCBI's taxonomy places the organism in Eukaryota, Metazoa, Arthropoda, Insecta, Hymenoptera, Athaliidae. The coding region runs from base 775 to 1623 and encodes 282 amino acids. The transcript is spliced from 4 exons. The record is from RefSeq and is a predicted model, not a curated record. Gene Ontology annotation, molecular function: GTPase activity; GTP binding.
CAGCCGUGCCGGGGACUCCGAUAACGCGACGUACCGGACAGAGCUAGCUCGUCACUCACGUCGCGAACCGCGUCGACGAUCGUCCCUCGCACUUCCCUCAAUUAGAGGCAUACGUACGCGCAAAUACACCGUACGUACGUACGUUUAUUGGCACGCCGUAUAUAUCGAUCCGAGUACAGAAAUCGUUCGCACGCAAAGGGCGAGCAAGAUAAACGGAGGGAAAAGAACGCGAGGGUAAAGGGGGAGAUUUGAAAUUCAAAUUUCGAACGCAAUUUCGCUUCUACAUUCGCGAAUAUCAACUUUCCCGGCGGCGUCGAACGUUUCGCGUGAAUUCGCUGAUUUACUUCAAACUUUUUUCGACUCGAAAAAAAAAUAAAAUAAAAUAAAAUUUGCCGAUAUUCAAAGACGGGAGCAGGCUCCCGUUUGUCCUUCGCUCGGUGAACGGAGAGGAGGUGCGAUAAUCGUUGACCGAGUAAUUCGAUCGAAAAACUUAAGAAACCAACGAACUCGGAAAGUUUCGUUCGCAACAAACGUGCGGAAACGAGAAACGAGAACAGACUGAAUAAAAAGAAAAAUAAAAAAAAAACCAACCUCAUAUUCGUGUGAAAAAAGAAUCCCCACUUCUUCUUCGUCUUAUUCUUCCGCAACUUCGAAUCCCCUGCCAGUCGGUAUUCUACCUGUUGACCAGAGACCACCACCGCAUUCCCACGGGACCUACAACGUUCAACUUUAUCACUAUUUCGAAGAGAAAUCAAGAUUGCGGGACGGGGAAGUAUGAUGAAGAGCCGUCAUCAAUUUCGUCGGCGUUUCAGCCUCCAACCGUCCUCGCUCAAGGAGGAACAGGAGAAAGAAUUGCCGAAAAAUAACAGCAGUACGGAGAGAUUGUCCGCGGCCAGCGAGAGCGAGGGUAACGGUACGUCGAAGCAAACGGAGAAUUCGUUUCGCCAUAAGAUAGUGGUGAUGGGAGCAGCGAAAGUUGGCAAAUCGUCCAUAAUAAGCCAAUUUCUUUACAACACCUUCUCGCCGAAGUAUAAGAGAACCAUCGAGGAGAUGCAUCACGGUGACUUCAACGUCUCCGGUAUUCAAUUGACUCUCGACAUCCUCGAUACUUCCGGUGCCUACGAAUUCCCCGCGAUGAGAGCCCUCUCCAUCUCUUCCGCCGAUGCCUUCAUCCUCGUCUACGACGUCAACGAUUCCAAUUCCUUUCUGGAAGCCAAGGUUCUCCGAUCGCAAAUACUUGAAACGAAAGGAUACGCCGCGGUGCCGAUCGUCCUCGUGGGGAACAAGGUCGAUUUGGCCGACGAGCAUCGCGAGGUCGACAAGGAGAGCACGCAGGCGUUGGCGACGGUUGAUUGGGAGAACGGUUUCGUCGAGGUAUCGGCGAAAGACAACACGAAUAUAUCCCAAGUGUUCAAGGAGCUCUUGAUACAGGCUAAGGUGAAGUACAACUUGAGCCCAGCUCUGCGUCGUCGUCGUCGUCAAUCUUUACCGCCACCCCAGCAUCUGAGCAACAAUUCGACCAGAGUAAGUACCGCCCAUGUUCCAUCGCCCUCUCAAUUACAACAUUUACAACAGAUACGCGAGAGAAACGACGCAAAAAGGAAUUCCUGCGUCCUCUCAUAAUCUGCAUAAAACUCUAGCACUUAUUUUACACGUACAUACAUUUAUAUAUAUACACAUAUAUUGUAUAUUACGCUAUUUACAUUGAUAUAUAUAUAGACUGAUGUUUCAAAUAUUACAUUCCCGAAAGUUAAUAAUUAAAAUAUACAAAUAUACGGUAUACCAUGUCGUAGAGUAAUCGAGGAAAAAAACCACCAAAAAAAAAAAAAAAAUGAUUCAUAUGUAGCAGAAAUUGGUCAAGGACGAGAAAAGAACACGAUAAUCACGAUGUAUAAUCGUUAAUGAAUGUAAACGAUGAUCGUGACGCACGAUGAUUUAUAUCGGCAAUAUCUCACGUCUGUAUAGAUAUAUUGAUGUGUUUAUUAUUAAUAAUCUAAAAUCAAAAAUUUUCACACCAGACAUACCCUAUGUAAUAUAUUAAAGAACAAAAUAUAUACAUACACGUGUAUAUCAUGUACUUAUAUAAAGUGAGCCUUGUCAAAUAAACACGCAAUAAUAGUAUUAAUAAUAAAUAUAUUUGAUCGUAUCACCGUUACGUGAUUGCAAAAGUAAUGACAAAAAAAAAAAACGAUAAAAAAUAGAGAAGAAAAAUUUUGACAAUUUCGUUCAGAAUUUAAUCAUUGCAUGCAACGUGAUUCGUACAUCUUAUUUCUCGAUGCUCAAGAGCUUUGAUUUUCGAAUAAAAGUUAUAGACACAACAUUUAUGCAUACAGGUAUGUCGGAUGUACAAAUACAUCUAUAUAUAAAUUUUAAUAAUUAAAAAUUAUCAUUUCAAAAUUAUAAUCGUAAUUCUGAUAGAAUACUUCGUCGAGUAUAGAUAAAAUAUGUAAUCGAUUCGGUAUUGAAGAAAAAAAAAAAACUGGAGAAUAGCAAAAGAUGGAAGAAAAAACAAUUAUUCUAUGCACGGACUACGACAGAACUAUAUAAUCGCUAGUCUCCCCGAACUAAUAUCGCAUCAAUUUCAUUAUUCUAAUAUUAAUUGCAACCUUAAUUAAAAGAAAAAAAAAAAAAGGUUUCGUCAAAACUAUAAUUUAUCAUUACCGGCGUCAAAGACUGUCGUUCAAAAUGUACCGAUGUCGAGAGUAAUAAAUGAAUAAAAAAAGUAAAAAAAAAUAAAAAAUAAAGAAAAAACGGGAAAAUGCAAAAUGAAAAGACAAAAAAUCAAAUCUAUCGAUAUAUGACUGUGUUUUUACUACUUUUUACUACGACGCUAUUAUAU